CGGCCACCGUGACGCUGCAGUUCCUGGCGUCCGGCUCCUCUCGCUCGCACCCGGCGGUGUGCCCCGCGCGCGGCCGCCGCCCCUCGCCCCGCGGGUCCGGCGCCGACAUGCGACCCGGGUAGCGCUUCGGGAGCAGCGGAGGAGCUCCCCACCCCCGGCCUGGGCGCGCCAAGAGGACAGGGGUUAAAAUGAAUGAAGACCCGAAGGUCAAUGUAAGCGGGCUGCCUCGGGAGUUUGUAGAUGCCGGUGCCUCCGGGAACAUCUCCGCAGAGGUCUCCUCCCAGGUCCCUGUCCUGCAGCCGGAGCCGGACCUGGUGGUUAACCCCUGGGACAUUGUCUUAUGUACCUCGGGAACCCUCAUCUCCUGCGAAAAUGCCAUCGUGGUCCUUAUCAUCUUCCACAACCCCAGCCUGCGGGCACCCAUGUUUCUGCUGAUAGGCAGCCUGGCGCUUGCAGACCUGCUGGCCGGCAUCGGACUCAUCGUCAAUUUUGUCUUUGCCUACCUGCUUCAGUCAGAGGCCACCAAGCUGGUCACCAUCGGACUUAUCGUGGCCUCUUUCUCUGCCUCCGUCUGCAGCUUGCUGGCCAUCACGGUUGACCGCUACCUCUCCUUGUAUUACGCCCUGACCUACCACUCAGAGAGGACGGUCACGUUUACCUACGUCAUGCUCUUCAUGCUCUGGGGGACCUCCAUCUGCCUGGGCCUGCUGCCGGUCCUGGGCUGGAACUGCCUGCGGGACGAGUCCACUUGCAGCGUGGUCAGGCCCCUCACCAAGAACAACGCUGCCAUCCUGUCGGUCUCCUUCCUCUUCACCUUCGCACUCAUGCUGCAGCUCUACAUCCAGAUCUGUAAGAUUGUCAUGCGACACGCCCAUCAGAUCGCCCUGCAGCACCACUUCCUGGCCACCUCGCACUACGUGACCACCCGGAAGGGCGUCUCCACCCUGGCCAUCAUCCUGGGGACCUUCGCUGCUUGCUGGAUGCCUUUCACCCUCUACUCCUUGAUCGCCGAUUACACCUACCCCUCCAUCUACACCUAUGCCACCCUCCUGCCCGCCACCUACAACUCCAUCAUUAACCCCGUCAUAUAUGCAUUCAGAAACCAGGAGAUCCAGAAGGCCCUCUGCCUCGUGUGCUGCGGCUGCGUCCCGCCUGGCCUGUCCCAGAGAGCGCGGUCACCCAGCGACGUGUAGCGGGCUCUCCACCUAGAAGGAGCCUGCGGGAAUUUACCAAGCACUCCCACUGCCUGGCCAGACCGUUGAGAUGCACUCCUUCCAUCCUUUCUGCUGGAGUCUCUCUCGAGCCACAGGAGCACUUUGAAGCAUUCACUUAGAUGAGUUAAGUGCUUGAAGUGAAAAUAAUGUCACCAGUGUUUUCACCUUUUUAAAAGCAAUUGAGUUCUUUGCUCAAUGUUAUUUUGUUUUGUUUGGGAUGGGUUUGUUUUUUUUUAAGUAUUUUAUUUGAAGGCGGGGCUUAUGCUUUUUUGUUGUUUGGAGGAUUGAUAUUGUCAGGGGAAAGGAAGGGGUGUAACAUGGCCAUGAAAUUAUGAAAGGUAAACUGGUCCCAGAGUUUUUACCUGGACUUUAAAAUAAAACUGAAUUAUUGAGGAAAUUGGAGAAAGUACUUUUUUCAGACCUUCUUUUUUAAAAUGUCAAGGUAGAUUUUUUUAAUGCUGCAUGAUCUAACAGAAUACAAUCACUCUGAAGCCAAUAGUCUAUGUGAUUAUGUUAUGGAUUUUAUUAACACGAACUGAUUUUAUUCGUGUGAACUCAGUUGUGAGUUACCAACACUGAAACCAUAAACUCAUUUUUAUUCAUUCUUUCUUUACUUUCAGCAGUUGCUGUUGACAAGAGUUAUUUUGGCAUUUCUAUGACUGUUGUUAACUCUUUCUGCAUGGCUGCCUGUGUCAGCUAGACCACUAGUUUCAAAUGUUGCCAUGUAAAUCCAGAACCAGAUGAAUGAGUCACUCUUCAAUACAGUUUUUCAAUAUGACCUUCUAAAAUGAAAUAUGAAAUGUGUUGUGAUUUACGUACAAAGUAGGAUUGAUUAGGUAUAACACAGUAGUUUCCUGAGCUACAGUAUGUGUUCAGGAAACAAAAGAAAAAAAUCAGUAUCAUGUUCAAAUUAGAUUAAAUUGAUUUUAGUAUACUCUGAAAAAAAUGAAUCGAUGUGAAGUUAUCACAAAAUAUAAAAAGCAUCACUUUUCCUAUCUAAGAAUGUAUUAAUAGUUUUUCUUGGUUGAACCAAAUACAAUGAAAUACUGUAGACCAAGUAUUUCUGAUUCAUACACUGUCUGUGGUGUCAGUGCAUUUGAAACAGGUGGUCUUCUAUUUUACCAGUUAAGCUUGUGAAUAAAUAACAUACAUAUCUGAUUGUGAUGUAUAUCGGGCUAUAUUCUGUAUGUUUACAAGCAGAAUGACCAUGUGGCUGUUUAUGAAAAGUUGAAUUUGAAUUCCUUUUCUUUUCACCAAAAAACAACUUAAAUUCAAUAAAAACUAUAUUGCCUGUUUUCAGAGAGCCAAGAUUUAGUCCAGGAAAUGACACAGAAAGAAUAAUUUUAAAUAUAUCAUAAAACUGCUGUGUUUGACUGUCUUCUGUUAGCACAGAGGAUACUUUGGACACAGAAAACCUUGCCUCCAGUUGCAGUGUGUUUAUAGCUGUGGCUGAACAACCUGUGGGAGAAUUUCUGGACAGCCCAUCCAUGUAGCCCAUUCAGACAGUGGAUCCCUGGGAAUCAUUUGUAGUAAAUUAACCUCUUUGGUGUGUCCCAAACCUUAUAUUCACAGGGGUCUGAGGCCCUUCUGGCAGCCUGCAGGGCUGAUACCAUCUCUCCAGGGCCCCUUCUAAUGCAGCCCAGGUGUGGAUCAAUCCUGCCUGAGUCGAUGUAGAGGAGAGGGGUGGAGACAUUGCAGAAAUGGGAAAGGAUUUUCAAUACACAUCACUGGAUGACCCAUCUUAGCCUUUAAAAAUUCUUCAACACAUGACAGAGUUGGCAGGUUGAAUGUGAUUAGCCUGAUUUUCGUCACUUGAAAGUUAAUUGCAUCUCCAUGGGAGAAGUGACUGAGGUAAGUUGGUUUCAAGGUGGGCUGGGAAAUAUCCAUAAAGAGGUUUGAAAACAAAAAAUGGUGUUUUUGUAGAAAUAGUGUUUGCCAUUUUCGUAUCUCUAAGAGUAAUUGUAAUGAUCAUAAUAAGUACUGUUUUUCACCACAUUAAAAUGUGCCGGCCUCA
Odocoileus virginianus texanus is the source of this 3228-nucleotide messenger RNA. RefSeq names its product G protein-coupled receptor 12 (gene GPR12). Gene Ontology annotation, cellular component: plasma membrane; cytoplasm. Lineage: Eukaryota; Metazoa; Chordata; Mammalia; Artiodactyla; Cervidae. Gene Ontology annotation, molecular function: G protein-coupled receptor activity. Gene Ontology annotation, biological process: adenylate cyclase-activating G protein-coupled receptor signaling pathway; regulation of metabolic process. The record is from RefSeq and is a predicted model, not a curated record.